UUGAUAAAUCUUGCUUCGAGUAUUUUCUAAAAUAAGGUACAAAUAAGAAAUAUAUCAAUUACUGUGGAGAGUGACGUUGAUUCAUUAAUUUCAUUUGAAUAUUCAUUGAAUGAAACUUAUUCAUUAAGUUUUUGGAAUUGGUGAUUAGAAUGAGAUUGCGCAAAAUUCAUACAUUUAUGACGAAUAAAUUUUGGGAAAAAGUGUUUAUAAGCUCUGAGUGAUCCGGACAGCAAAAUAAAUUUGACAGUCAUUCAAGUGGUGCUAGACUUGAUUUUUAGACGUAUUUAUUUCUAAAAGGAUAAAAUUUGACAGCCAGGUUUUAAUAAUAAUGAACUGGAAGCUUCUUGGGAUCGCCAUACUUGGUUGUUUUUUGAAUGGAUUAUCAAGUCAAAAAAUAUUUCCAAGAGCACGGCGUCAAAUGAGUGAGCGUUGGUUAGAUCAUUACAGAACAUUGGUGGCCUUACAUGCUUUAAAUGCCACCGAUUAUAGAGUGUGUGGGAAUGUGAUAGGGUGUGGAUUAGUGGAUAUUGAAAAAAGUGGGAAAAGAAAACGGAGUUACCCUGCUGUUGACCAACCUUUAUUUGAACGAUCACAGACAAUAAAAGACCUACACGAGAGAGGUGGAGAAAGAAUGAAAAAAGAUAUUUACAAAGAUUUGCUUUCCGUCAUCAGAAAGAAUAGAAACAUAUUUCAAACAAUACCAAAUGCUCGAGUAAAUAGUGAACAAAAUAAAAGGUCAUUCCUUGAUAGACUAACACCAACAAAUAUACCACAGGUGUAUAGAAAUUCACAUUCCAGUUAUAACCAAUUGGUCCGAAGGUCAUUAGAUAAUUACAUUCCAAAAGUAGCUGAUGGGCGUUUCAACAAAGAGAUAAGCAAUAUCAAUGAUCUCUCUGACAAAAAAGUGCGGCUAACUUUGAUGGCUUUACUUCUAUCUAAACCAAAUUUAUAGUUUCAAUUGUUGAUCAAUAAUUUCACUUUUCCAGUUGGUUUUUUUUGGCAACCAUACUAUUUGUUUUUUUCUAACUUGUCCAUCUUCAGAAGAAACAACAUUUUAAAGAUUCAGAAAGGAAAAGAAUCUAGUCUAGGAAGAAAUGGUUUGAUUUACUGCGAUAACUCUUCGUUCGGCACUAUUUUCAUUUUGUCUUUUUCGAUUUGUUUGUUUGUACUUCGUGUCGAUCUGCUGAUUCUAGCUCUAUCCAAAUGACUUAUGCUCUUAUGGCAUAACCAUUGUUAACGGAGGAAAGAGCGACCAGAAACAUUUCAAACAUUGCCAUAUCCAAUACGUCAGGAGUCUGUAUUUCAGUGGGUUUUUUUUAAUAAUUGUCUACCAUUUGUCUUUCCAGUUUAUUUUUUUUAUCAUACAUCAGGCCGUUAGUUUUGAAGUGACUUCUUUUGAACUGUUUUAUAUUUGGUCAAGCGUUUCUGGCUAAUGAGACAGCAUGUGUUUUAACCAUUGUCGACCUUUAAAUGAAACUAUUAUAAUCCUUUUUUGACUGGCGGAUAUUUUUCACACAACUUUUCUUUUAUUGUAUACAGAUACAAAUAAGAUAGAAUGCUGAGACAUUGUAUGAUCUAAGAAAAAUCAAAUGUUAGUUAGAGCGAUUUGUGAUGAAAAUAUUUGAUACAUAAUUUCUGAUAUCCUUUUAUGUACUUGUAUUUUAACAAUGUUCGUACUUCUGUGGUUUUGAGUACUUCUUCGAUGCACAGUAUAACUGAGAUAUUGUGGAGGAGUUAUAAAAUAUUGCCAAAUAAACAAUAUUG
Messenger RNA from Mytilus trossulus (common blue mussel), 1764 nucleotides. RefSeq lists its product as uncharacterized. The record is from RefSeq and is a predicted model, not a curated record. The transcript has 3 exons. NCBI's taxonomy places the organism in Eukaryota, Metazoa, Mollusca, Bivalvia, Mytilida, Mytilidae. The coding region runs from base 329 to 952 and encodes 207 amino acids.